AUGGUGCGUCUGGCGGCCGAGCUGCUGCUGCUGCUGGGGCUGCUGCUGCUCACACUGCACAUCACCGUGCUGCGCAGCUCGGGAGCCGCCGACGGGUCCGACGGGGCCGCGGGCAACGCCAGCAGAGCCCAGCUGCAGAAUAACCUCAACAUGGAAAGUGACUCCACUUCAGAAACCAGCUUUUCUCUCUCCAAAGAAGCACCAGGGGAGCACCCAGACCACCAGGCUGCACCCCAGCCCUUCCCCAGACAGCGAUUCCAAGAGACUGGGCACCCUUCAUUGCAAAGAGAUGGCCCCAGAUCCUUUCUCCUUGAUCUACCAAACUUUCCAGAUCUUUCCAAAGCAGAUAUCAAUGGGCAGAAUCCCAAUAUCCAGGUCACCAUAGAGGUGGUCGACGGUCCUGACUCGGAAGCAGAUAAAGAUCAGCAUCCGGAGAAUAAACCCAGCUGGGCAGUGCCGGCCCCUGACUGGCGGGCCUGGUGGCAGAGGUCCUUGUCCUUGGCGAGGGCAAACAGCGGGGACCAGGACUACAAGUACGACAGUACCUCAGACGACAGCAACUUCCUCAACCCCCCCAGGGGGUGGGACCGUCCGGCCACAGGCCACCGGACUUUCGAAACCAAAGAGCAGCCAGAAUAUGAUUCCACAGACGGUGAGGGUGACUGGAGUCUCUGGUCUGUCUGCAGCGUCACCUGUGGGAAUGGCAACCAGAAACGGACCCGGUCUUGUGGCUAUGCAUGCACUGCGACAGAAUCGAGGACCUGUGACCGUCCAAACUGCCCAGGAAUUGAAGACACUUUCAGGACAGCUGCCACUGAAGUGAGUCUGCUUGCGGGAAGCGAGGAGUUUAAUGCCACCAAACUGUUUGAAGUUGACAUGGACAGCUGUGAGCGGUGGAUGAGCUGCAAAAGCGAGUUCUUGAAGAAGUACAUGCACAAGGUGAUCAAUGACCUGCCCAGCUGCCCCUGCUCCUACCCCACCGAGGUGGCCUACAGCACGGCCGACAUCUUCGACCGCAUCCAGCGCAAGGACUUCCGCUGGAAGGACGCCAGCGGGCCCAAGGAGAAGCUGGAGAUCUACAAGCCCACGGCCCGGUACUGCAUCCGCUCCAUGCUGUCCCUGGAGAGCACCACGCUGGCCGCCCAGCACUGUUGCUAUGGCGACAACAUGCAGCUCAUCACCAGGGGCAAAGGUGCAGGGACGCCCAACCUCAUCAGCACCGAGUUCUCGGCCGAGCUGCACUACAAAGUGGACGUCCUGCCCUGGAUCAUCUGCAAGGGCGACUGGAGCAGGUACAAUGAGGCCCGGCCCCCCAACAACGGACAGAAGUGCACAGAGAGCCCUUCGGACGAGGACUACAUCAAGCAGUUCCAAGAGGCCAGGGAGUACUAGAGAGACUGGGAGCAGGUGGAGCAACGCCACCUCUGGUUUCGCGACACAAACGCGCUGCACUGAUCUGCCGACUGGCACCGAGUCCUCCUUAUCGGCAUAUGUGUAUACUUGUAUAUACCACAUGAGUAUUUUUCAUACCUUACACUAAGGGUGUUGGCCAGGCCCGGGUGACUGCCACGUGAAGCUGCCUGGCCAUCUGCAAUGCCUACUGAGCUCCUUAGAAGUCCUCCUGGGGUGAUGUGGACAGGAGGAUGGGGACAACAAAGAAGCUGGAAGAACCUGGAAGCCCCGGUGGGUGUGAUUCAAUUCACCCCGGAUCCAGAGUUUCCAAGAGAGGCAAAGGGGGAAAGAGACUGAAGCUGUAAACGUUAUAAGCAGUUUUUAUGUAUAACUUAUUUAAUACAAAUGUGACUUAUGGGUAACCUUUUCUCUGGAGUUGUCAUCGUGAAACUAAUCACUUCUGUGAGAAGUCAGAAAGAAAGGGGCUUAGGGAUGUGGAAGAGAAAGGGAAUUUUGCAAUGAUUUCUUUAAAACUAAAUAAUGCAAUGGAAAUGUAUCAAAACAAGAAAACACCCACCUUAAACCAAAUGUUAUUUAGUCAUAAGGCACCUCAUGCCUUAUGCCUUAUGCUGGAGUCUCAGAUUCCAAACUUCUCUUGCCUAAGACUGGGUAGGGGGUGGGGUAUUUUAGGGGCAAAUAUGAGGCCUUAUUUUAAAUGGGCUUUAAAAUAAAAGACUAAUAUUAGCAUAUUGCUAUGAUUCUACAUAGCCCCAAAUAGUAGAAUUUCUGCUCAUGUCUUUGUAGGUUCAGAAGACUGCAGGAAGUUCACACAUAAAAACAGGGAGUAGCACUUUUCCAAAGAAAAAAACAAAAAAAUGGGAAAAAUAUGGACUUCAUUUUAUCUAUUUUAAUACCAUUUUAAUGAAUUUUUUCCAACAAUAUAUUCCCAGUAAAUAAAUAUAAAAAGGGGAGGGGGGUUCAAGUCUAAGAAAUCAUAAUUUUUUAUGUUUUAAGAAAGGAAAAAAACUGUGUUAUUUUUGUAAAGUAUUUAUUGAGUCAUUGGGUAUUAUGCAUCAAGCAAUUGUAAUAUGACCUGGUUCUGUAGGGUGGAAAUUAUGAGAAAUAAAGAGUUGGUUCUUAUGCAAUCUUUUACUUGCAAAACUCCAGGAAAAGAGAAUAUAUAAUAAAAUCAUAAUAAAAUGU
Messenger RNA from Propithecus coquereli (Coquerel's sifaka), 2595 nucleotides. It is a transcript of the gene ISM1, whose product is annotated as isthmin 1, angiogenesis inhibitor. The transcript is spliced from 6 exons. Bases 1 to 1392 code for a protein of 463 amino acids. The record is from RefSeq and is a predicted model, not a curated record. NCBI's taxonomy places the organism in Eukaryota, Metazoa, Chordata, Mammalia, Primates, Indriidae. Gene Ontology annotation, biological process: negative regulation of angiogenesis.